GGCGAGCGGCUGAUUUCCGCUUCCCUCUCCGCUGCUGUUGCUGCUUCUGCUGGCCACUGAAGUAAAGAUGGCGGCGGCCGAGACAGACAGUGAAGUACCGUGCGCUCGGUGUAGCGAUUUCCUUCAUUUCUCAGCAAAGGACACUGCUGCGAAAUGGCUAGAGGUUGACAACCUGCUCAAAGAGGUGUACCAGCAUUUGGCCUGCUUUGUCCCCAAAAUCUACUGCCUAGGACCCAACCUGAACCCUCAGAAUGAGGAUCUGCUGGCCCAACUGUUGCUUCAAGGCCCGCUGGAGUGGUACCUUUGCGGAGAAGAGCCGACAGUGGGCUUGGCCAAGCUGGAACAGAGCAACCAGCCCUCGCAACUCUGUGGUCAUGUUUUUAAAGUUGGAGAGCCAACGUAUUCGUGCAGAGACUGCGCAGCCGACCCAACCUGCGUGUUGUGUAUGCAGUGCUUCCUGGGCAGCGUUCAUAAAGAGCACCGCUACAGGAUGACCACCUCAGGGGGAGGAGGCUUCUGUGACUGCGGUGAUACAGAAGCCUGGAAGAAGGGCCCUUACUGUCAAAAACACGAGCCCAAUAUCAGUGACUCUUCACAGAAGGAUCCAUUGGCUAAUCUGUCAGAACAGAUGAUCACCCGCACACGAAAUGUAUUUUCUAUCAUUCUCAAAUACGCUGUGCACAUGCUCACCUGGGAAAAAGAGGAUGAGUUGCCAGAAGGCCUUGAACCACCGGCGCGUGGAGACACAUACUACUGCAUGCUGUUCAAUGACGAAGUGCACACGUACGAGCAGGUCAUCUACACACUACAGAAAGCUGUGAACUGCACCCAGAAAGAGGCUGUUAGUUUCGCUACCACAGUGGACAGAGAUGGCAGGAAGUCUGUUCGCUUUGGGGACUUCCAGUUCUGUGAACAGGCCAAAUCUGUUAUUGUGAGGAACACAAGUCGGCAGACAAAGCCCCUACGGGUUCAGGUCAUGCACUCCUCUGUGGUGGCCCAUCAGUGUUUUGCUCUCAAAGCUCUCAACUGGCUCGGACAAAUCAUCAAAUCCUCAGAUGCUCUCAGGAGGAUCUUGUGUCUGGUGGGUCUGCAGCAAGGACCGAAUGGAGAAAACUCUUUAGUGGACACGCUCAUGCUCUGUGACUCCAAAAUGUGGAAAGGAGCGAGAAAUGUUUACCACCAGCUUUUCAUGAGUAGUCUGCUUAUGGAUCCAAAGUACAAGAAACUUUUCGCCAUUCAGUUUGCGAAGAAUUACCGGCGCCUCCAGACAGAUUUUAUGGAGGACGAUCACGAGCGUGUAGUGUCAGUGACAUCUCUGUCAGUGCAGCUCUUCACCGCCCCUACUGUGGCUCGGAUGCUGAUAACAGAGGAGAACCUGAUGACCACCAUCAUUCAAACUUUCGUGGACCACCUCAGGCACAGAGACAUCCAGGGCCGCUUUCAGUUUGAACGUUACACUGCACAACAAGCCUUCAAAUUCCGCCGAGUCCAGAGCCUUAUAGGAGACCUCAAGUAUGUCCUGAUCAGCCGUCCAACAGAAUGGUCAGACCAGCUCAGGGAGAAGUUUCUGGAAGGUUUUGAAGCUUUUUUGGAGCUGCUAAAAUGCAUGCAGGGAAUGGACCCAGUAGUCCGUCAGGUGGGGCAGCACAUAGAGAUGGAGCCUGAAUGGGAGGCAGCGUUUACUUUACAAAUGAAGCUCACACACAUCAUCUCAAUGAUGCAGGAAUGGUGUGCCAAUGAUGAGAAAGUGCUGAUUGAAGCUUAUAAGAAGUGCCUGAGCGCGCUGACUCACUGCCACAGUGGUUUUACAGACGGGGAACAGCCCAUAACCCUCAGCAUGUGCGGCCACUCCGUAGACACCAUCCGCUACUGCGUUUCUCAGGAGAAAGUCAGCAUACACCUGCCUGUGUCACGCCUUUUAGCAGGUUUACAUGCUCUGCUGAGCAAAACAGAAGUUGCCUAUCGGUUCCCUGAGCUGCUGCCUCUGAGUGAACUGAGUCCACCCAUGUUGAUCGAGCAUCCGCUCCGCUGCCUAGUGCUCUGUGCGCAGGUGCAUGCUGGGAUGUGGAGAAGAAACGGCUUCUCAUUGGUCAAUCAGAUUUAUUAUUAUCACAAUGUGAAGUGCCGGGUGGAGAUGUUUGAUAAAGAUCUCGUCAUGCUUCAGGCCGGAGCUUCCAUGAUGGAUCCAAACCACUUCCUGAUGAUCGUGCUGAGUCGUUUUGAGCUCUAUCAUAUCUUCAGCUCAGCAGACUGCAGGAAGAGAUACGGCAGAGAAAAUAUCAACAAGGAUGUGGUUCAGCAGAACAACACACUAAUCGAAGAGAUGCUGCAUCUGGUCAUUAUGGUUGUGGGUGAGCGAUACAUUGCUGGUGUUGGUCAAGUGGAGAGUUAUGAUGAGAUAAAGCGAGAGAUCAUUCACCAGCUGUGCAUUCGGCCUAUGGCCCACAGUGAGCUGGUCAAAGCCCUGCCAGAGAACGAGAAUAAGGAGACUGGCAUGGAGAGAGUCAUUGAUCAUGUGGCUUUGUUUAAGAAGCCUGGUGUGACAGGCAGAGGACUUUAUAAACUCAGACCAGAGUGUGCCAAGAUGUUCAAUCUCUACUUCAAUCAUUACUCCAGAGCUGACCAGUCUAAGGCUGAAGAGGCUCAAAGAAAGAUUAAGAGGCAAAACGGAGAAGAUUCAGUUUUGCCUCCACCAGUUCCUCCUCAUUUCUGUCCAUUGUUCGGCAGUCUGGUAAACAUCCUCCAGUGUGAUGUACUUCUAGGGAUUCUGGGAGCUGUACUGCAGUGGGCUAUGGAACCCAGUGGAGGACACUGGUCCGAGUCCAUGCUACAGAGGGUGCUGCAUCUUCUGGGCAUGGGUCUUGUAGAAGAGCAGCAACAUCUCACUGGCAGCACAGAAGAUGGCAUCAGCUUUAACUUUACUCUUAAGAUCUCCAGACCAGGUGAGGCUCCUGGAAACACUCCCAGUAUUUUAGCAUUACUGGAAACCCUGCAGAACGCUCCUCACCUGGAGGUGCACAAGGACAUGAUUCGCUGGAUUCUCAAGACGGUGGCUAACAUUAAAACCACACGUGAGUGCACAGCGAGUGCAUCCCCUGCUGACAGCUCAGGACACAGUCAAGAGGAGACGGUGCGGGAUAAAGAUAAGGCGGAGCGGAAGAGGAAAGCAGAGAUGGCACGGCUUCGGAGAGAGAAGAUCAUGGCUCAGAUGUCAGAGAUGCAGAGACACUUCAUCAAUGAAAACAAAGACCUCUUCCAGCAGAGCCUGGAGGAGCUGGACGCCACCACGUCAACCUCACUUGAGCACAGCCCCAGUACGUGUGAUAGUACGCUAGUGUGUGUGGGUCCGAGGCGGUGGCGUGCCAGCGCAAGUGACAGGAGGCAGGUUGUGACGUGUAUCCUGUGCCAGGAGGAACAGGAGAUCAGGGUUGACGGCAAAGCUAUGGUCCUUGCUGCUUUUGUCCAGCGCUCCACAGUUAUGUCCAAGAACCGCAAAAGACCUACAUACAACCCCGAUAAGUAUGACCCUCUCUUCAUGCACCCGGACCUGUCAUUUGGCACACACACGGGCAGCUGUGGACACAUCAUGCACUCGCACUGCUGGCAGAGGUAUUUUGAAGCAGUGCAGGCUAAAGAGCAGCGCAGGCAACAAAGGCUCCGUGUUCACACCAGCUAUGAUGUGGAGAACGGGGAGUUUUUGUGUCCGCUCUGCGAAUGUCUGAGUAACACGGUCAUCCCACUACUGCCCCUCACUAAAACCACCUGCAGCACUGAGCAGCCCGAUCAGAGGCAGUGGGUGAACAUCACCUCCCAGCAAAUCAAAGCCCUGCAUGCCGCACGCAAGAAGACCAAUGCUGAAGGUGUUGAUGAUGCAGACAGUGCUGAAGACUGUCAUCCACCUGAUGGUUUCAGACUGGACCACACUCCAAAGAAUCCAUACUCGGGCACCAUAAAGGAGAUGUUGACUACGUUUGGCACAGCCACGUAUAAAGUCGGUCUUAAGGUCCAUCCUAAUGAGCAGGAUGCCCGUGUGCCCAUCAUGUGCUGGGGCAGCUGUGCCUACACCAUCCAGUCCAUAGAGAGAUUGUUGGUGGAUGAAGAGAAGCCUUUGUUUGGAAGUUUACCAUGCAGACAGAACGACUGCUUGAGCUCUCUGACUCGGUUCGGCUCGGCCUGCUGGACAGCCUCAUCUCAAGCUGUUGUACACGGUCACUUUAUCAGGCUUCUAGCAGCUCUUGUUCCUGAUUCCCAGGUGGAGAAUACCCCAUGUAUUCUGGACAUAGACAUGUUUCAUAUGCUGGUGAGUCUGGUACUGUCCUAUCCAGCGCUUCACUGCUUAGAUUCCUCAGGGAUGAGUGAAGAUGCUGCACAACUGCAUCUCCUGCACCUGGUCACCAUUGCUCACAUAGUGCAGAUUCUUCUUACCUCCAUACCAGAGGAGGUACGGAUGGAGCAGGAGAGUGGAGGAGCAGAGAGGGAGGAGGAAGAGAGCGUGUGUCUGCUCUACAAUACUCUCAGGAGGCAUCUGAGCAGUGGUCUACAUGAAGUGACCUCAGGCUGGCAUCUGUGGCACUGUGUGAAAACGGGAAUCCUGCCUUAUCUGAGAGCAGCUGCACUGUUCUUCCACUAUCUGAAUGGAGCUCCGGCACCACCUGAGCUGCACGCUGUAGGUGUGGGUGAAUGGGAGGCUCUGUGUGGAUACCUGUGUCUGCCCUCCAACCCGUUACAGCUCUACUACAACAACCUGGAGCUGCUAGAACCUCUACUGCAGGGGUGGUGCUCUCAUCCAGGUGUGCUGCAGGCUCUUCAAAGCAGCACAGCUCUCAUCAGAUUUCCAAGAGAGUCCAAUCAUCUUAUAGAGCUGCCAGAGGACUACAGCGCCCUCAUCAACCAGGCCUCCAGCUUCACGUGUCCUAAAUCAGGUGGCGAUAAGUCUCGUGCUCCUACACUGUGCCUGGUGUGCGGUGCCAUGCUGUGCUCUCAGAGCUACUGCUGUCAGACAGAGCUGGAGGGGGACGACGUGGGAGCGUGCACUGCUCACACCUUUACAUGCGGGGCCGGAGUCGGUAUUUUCCUUAGGGUGCGGGAGAGUCAGGUUCUGUUCCUGGCUGGUAAAACUAAGGGCUGUUUCUACGCUCCUCCAUACCUAGAUGACUAUGGGGAAACAGACCAAGGGCUCAGACGGGGAAACCCUUUACACUUGUGCCAAGAGCGUUACAGAAAGAUACAGAAACUGUGGCGUCAGCACAGCAUCACAGAGGAGAUCGGCCACGCCCAAGAGGCCAAUCAGACUUUGGUGGGCAUUGACUGGCAACACCUGUGAAGUCACGUGACACUUUUUCUCCUUUAAAGCGAUAGUUUACCUGAAAAUAAAAUGUUAUUAUUUACUCAACAUCAUGUUACUCGCAUGGUCUGUGGAACAUGAGGGCAGAUUUUUUUUUUGUAUAAUGUUGAUGCUGCUUUUUCCAUACAAUGAUCUUAAAUGGUAACUGAAGCUGGCAGUCCAUAACAUUCUGCUUAACAUCAAUUUUACCGUUAUGCAGAAAUCAAAAUAUAACCGAAUUUUCAUUUUGAGGGUAAACUGUCCCAUUACAACACAUGAGGGGACCUGCACAUCAGGGCUAGAGGUUGCCAAGGCAUCACCAAGGCCUCUUGCUCUCCUCCACCCCUUUACUCAUCUUUAUGACAGUGGAUGAAUGCAUGACGACUUGUUUCUUUUCUGGGGGAGUUUUUUUUUUUUCUUUUAAAUGAUAUGAAUGCAUAUUUAAAAAGAUAUAUAACCAAGGUAUUGAGCUGCUGCAACUAUAUGGGUUGCAACAAAAGUACUCUUCAUAGGAAUGCUAUUUAAUUUCUCUCUGCUACGAGUAAUAUUAAAUUAUUUUGAAGGUAGUUUAAGUAUAUUGAGAAGGUUCUCAGAUGGCAGAAAUUGAUUUGUGGCACUGCCCUUUGAGCGUAAAUGUCCAACCUUUUGCCAUGCAGGGGUAGCGCCACCUGUAGGCUAUACAGCAUCCUGUCUCUAUUUAAAAUGCUGCAGUACUGUAUGUUUUUCUUAGGCCACAUAAUUAAUGUGCUCAGCAAAGUCCUUAUAAAACAAGCCAAUGCAAGGAAACUCCAAGAGCAUGUGAAUUUGUCUUUUGAGUGUCUGAUUUAUGUUUGUGUGUGUGUGUGUGUGUGUGUGUUUGAGAGACUGAGUAUUUUUAUGUAUGUGUUUAGGCGGUAUGUUUCUAAUAUGAUGGAUUUAUACUGUGGUCAGUUUUUACAAUUGUUUAUUUCUCACGCUUUUUUGUGUGGUAUUUGUGUUUUCUCGCGGAGUGUUUGUUGUAUUUAAUUGUUGGAAACAUGCUUUCCAUGAAUUGAAGCGGCUAUUCUUGUGCUUUUUUGGACAUUUUGUUUUUUGACACUGCUGUCUCAUUUGGGCAGUAGCGGUAAUGGUUGCAGAAAUGUACAUCCUUGAUUGGUUUUCAGCCACAGUUUCCUUUUAGACUGUCUUUUUGUCUUUGUUUUUUUUUUUAUUGGCCUGAGACUUCAGUACUAAACAGUUUAUUUCGGGUCAGAUGUGCAUACAAACACACACUGUUGCUUCUUUUUGAUACUGGUUUUCAUGCCUCAAUCGAUUCAGAUUGAGCUCCUCUAUUUAAUGCAGUGGGUCGAUUCUUUUAGACACUUCCAGUUGGUGCAGCAGUAUAUAUCACAUCACACACAGACUUGUUAAUAUGUGAAUUCCUGUAUAAAUGGGGACUUGUACUAUAUUGUAAAACAUUAAUGGAAUAAAAAAAGAA
Molecule: messenger RNA, 6779 nt
Organism: Paramisgurnus dabryanus
Lineage: Eukaryota; Metazoa; Chordata; Actinopteri; Cypriniformes; Cobitidae
Gene: ubr2
Product: ubiquitin protein ligase E3 component n-recognin 2
Biological process (GO): protein ubiquitination; ubiquitin-dependent protein catabolic process via the N-end rule pathway
Cellular component (GO): ubiquitin ligase complex; cytoplasm
Molecular function (GO): zinc ion binding; ubiquitin protein ligase activity
Source: RefSeq, a predicted model, not a curated record